This is a messenger RNA of Ramularia collo-cygni, 801 nucleotides long. RefSeq names its product related to TRS33-TRAPP subunit of 33 kDa involved in targeting and fusion of ER to golgi transp. Gene Ontology annotation, cellular component: trans-Golgi network; TRAPP complex; cis-Golgi network. The record is from RefSeq and is a predicted model, not a curated record. The transcript is spliced from 3 exons. The coding region runs from base 1 to 801 and encodes 266 amino acids. Gene Ontology annotation, biological process: endoplasmic reticulum to Golgi vesicle-mediated transport; regulation of GTPase activity. Lineage: Eukaryota; Fungi; Ascomycota; Dothideomycetes; Mycosphaerellales; Mycosphaerellaceae.
AUGUCGAACAAAGCCGCUCCGCAACCCGACAAUGACGACCUCACAAACCCGAAAGUCGCAGUCUCAUGCCUCGAUUUCCUCCUGAUAGAACUCGUCCCUCUGGCGCAAAGAAUCACCGAUCAAUUGCACGCCCGCGAACAAGCUCUGCUCGACGACUUCAGCAGGAGUAAAAUCUUCAAUCAUGGAAAAGCAAACGACACGAGCACUAUUGCUGUGACAGGCAAGCCCGCGCCUAGAGAUAGCAAUGUUCCGGCGAUUACAGUCACUGAAGGGAAUGCGUCUUCGGUGAAAGGGUCGGAAGUGAGCACGACAGUAGGAGAUGGGAGGAGUAGCGUUGGUGGACCGGGGAAUGCACCGACGGGAAUGGACGAGGCGACGAGAGAGGCGAUGUUCUGGCGAUUAGAUGGGUUGGGAUAUCGAGUUGGACAAGGCCUUGCUGAGCGAUUCUCCGUGGGGAAACCCAGACCGCAAACACCAUUGGAUGCCAUCAAGUUCAUCUGCAAGGACCUUUGGACGUUGUUGUUCCGCAAACAAAUCGACAACCUGAAGACAAAUCACCGCGGCGUCUUUGUGCUUACAGACUCGAGAUUCCAGCCACUGAGCAGGAUGAGUGUGGAUCGAAGAGCGGGAUCAAAAGCCGGCGAAGAGGCUUUGCGCAAGGCACAGACUUAUCUCUACUUUCCCUGCGGCGUCAUCAGGGGCGCGCUUGCAGGACUGGGCAUGGAAGUCACCGUUACAGCCGACACAGCAGAUAUACCUGCGGCUACGUUCCAGAUCAAGACCAAAGGAGCCAAAUCAUGA